AUGGAUAUGUUUCGUCAACAUCGCUCUAAAAACGUCUACUACCACCCCCCUCUCCCACCCCCACCCCCUGCUAAACCUCCAGUCCCUGAUGCAACCGAAAACCGGACCUAUCUGCUCACGGAGAUCCAACAGGGCCUCGCACAGAAGAAGAUUGCUCAAUGCCAACUCGAGUUUCUAGAUGUCGGUUCCAUGAACGAAAAUGACCCCAACGAUAUAAAUCGAUAUAACCAUGCCAUUCUCCGACUCACAUUCGCACAUCAGUUACAAGACGAUACCCCAUAUGCACAGAUUGGCACCAGGGGAGUUAUCCUAGACUUACGAGAUGACUCUGAGGACGACGCAAAUAUCUCCAAUUUGAUUAUUAAAACCUUCUGGUACGAGGGCCCGCAUAAGGAUGCCCUCCACUGGGUAAACUUACCCAUGUACAGUGGUAAGACUCUCCGAGAUUGUCUGAAUAUCAUUCGAAACUCUGGCUCAACACCCUGUUAUUUGGAUUACAGCAAUGACAACUUGGUUGGCUGUAGAGAUUUUGUGUCGCAAUUGAUUUACCAUCUGGAUCGUAACCGAUUCUUGAAACUUCUAGCUGACGCCAACUCUGCGAUCUACGACAGUUUCAAUAGCAAAUACAGGUCGGGUGGAAAUGCUCCCGUUCCCGCUAACGUGGAUUAUGCUCUCUUCCGACGGACGUACAAUCAUGUGAACAUUAAUGCGAUCAAUUACACUGGCAUUCGCCAGUUCAUCGUUUAA
This is a messenger RNA of Penicillium griseofulvum, 747 nucleotides long. RefSeq lists its product as uncharacterized. NCBI's taxonomy places the organism in Eukaryota, Fungi, Ascomycota, Eurotiomycetes, Eurotiales, Aspergillaceae. Bases 1 to 747 code for a protein of 248 amino acids. The transcript has 3 exons. The record is from RefSeq and is a predicted model, not a curated record.